AUGAUCGAACAAGAACAAUUUAUCUAUGAAAUCGUUAUUCCACAACCGUUAUCUUUUUAUCGAAAAUCAAUUCAUCAAAAACGCUUAUCAGAAACAUUUCUAUCUUAUCGAAUUUACUGUUUCAAUCAAAUAUUUGAUCUAUUAUUAGUUAAAGACAAAAUAUUUUUAUCACCAUCAUUUUUUGUACAAUAUUUUAAUGAAAAUCAAACAUGGAUUAAUCGAGAUAUUAAAGAUUGUUUUUAUAAAGGUUAUGUUAAUAGAAAUUAUUUGUCCAUGAUAUCAAUUAGUUUAUGUAAUGGUUUGUUUGGAACAUUUAUCUAUCAUAAUACUGAAUAUUUUAUCGAACCUAAAUACGAUAGAAAUAGUAGUUCAUGGAAUUUUGAACAUAUAAUUUAUACACACAGAGAUUUAUCAUUAUCCAAAGAAUCAAUUGUUCAUUGUCCUGUUGAUGGUAAACCUUAUUUUGAAGAACAUCAUAACUAUCAUUAUUAUCGAUCACACGAGCUUACACAAAUUCGAAGGAAACGUCAAUAUGAUUUUGAUUCAAUGGCAACACAUGUUGAAAUACUUGUUGCUUAUGAUGAUUCAAUAAAAGAAUUUCAUUCUGAAAUCGAUAUUAAAUCAUAUAUUCUAACGUUAUUUAAUUAUGUUUCACAUUUAUAUUCAGAUGCAAGUAUUGGAAAUAAUAUCAAAAUAUGGUUAGUUAAAUUAAUCGAAUUAGGAAAAGAUUUAAGUAAUCACAUUGAAUCAACGGAUGAUGCAGCUGAUAUAUUAAAUAAAUUUUGUAUAUGGCAAAGAGAUUACAAUAUACAAGAAACAUAUGAUGCAGCUGUUCUUCUUACUAGAAUACCAUUAUGCCAUAAACAUGUUCCACAUACAAUUGAUAGUAAAUGUGAUACAUUGGGUUUGACAGAACUGGGUACAAUGUGUAAUAUAACAUCAAGUUGUGUUGUUGUACGUGAUAAUGGUUUUGCAACUGCAUUCACAAUUGCUCAUGAAAUAGCACAUUUAUUUGGUAUUCGUCAUGAUAAUGAUAAAGUUUGUUUGGAUUUAAAUGAAGAACAAAAUAUAAUGGCGACUUCACUUGUAUUUAAUCAUAAUCAUUAUAAAUGGUCGAAUUGUAGUAGACAUUAUUUUACACAAUAUCUUGAGUCUGAUCGAUAUCCAUGUUUAAAUAAUAUACCGAAUUACAAAUCAUUAUUAUUUCAAGAUUUAAAUAAUAAACAAAAAGCGGGUGAAUUACCUGGUAGUUUUAGUGAUCUUGAUGAGCAAUGUCGUCGAGCAUUUGGUAUUCAUUUUGAAUAUUGUAAAGACUUAAGCCAUGGUUCAAAAUGUACUCAUCUUUAUUGUCGUGAAAUAUUAUCUUAUUCAUCGUUAUGUAUAACUAAUCAUGCACAUUGGUCCGAUGGUACUCUAUGUUCAGAAUCAAGAAGCGAAAUUAAAGUAAGACUAUAA
Molecule: messenger RNA, 1455 nt
Organism: Rotaria sp. Silwood2
Lineage: Eukaryota; Metazoa; Rotifera; Eurotatoria; Philodinida; Philodinidae
Source: the annotation of a GenBank genome assembly